AUGAGCCGAUCUUCAAAAAAUAUUCUUCUGGAUGGAUCUGGACUUGAAAAGAGUCUACGAAUAGUGAAGAAUGAAGCUGAGGAACAACUGGAAAACUUCCUGGCACCGGUUGCGGAACUUGCCGAUGAUAUUAGCAGUGGACGUUCAAAAGUUGUAAAACCGACCCCGGGCAUUUGCAUAAAAGCAUUCAAAAAAGGAACGAAGGAAAAGUUUUUCAUCAACCUGUGCCAAACGGACUGCAUUCCACCACCUCGCGAUAUUACCGAGGAUGAGCUGAUCCAGCUGCUGAAUGAUGGGGAUCCGAACGGGUUCCGAGUUCCGAUGAGCAUAAUGCAGCCUCGCGAUGUUCUUGACAAGUCCAGCCAGAACUGCCAGGUGUGCGAUAUCGCUAUAAAUUCAACAUUUUUCGAAAGGAUCGAUACCGAGGGCGGUUUAAUGCGCGAAUUUCUGAUCAGCGUGCUAUUCGAUGGUGUGGAAAAUAAAUACAGCAUCGCGCUGGACGAGAGCAACUUUCGCAUACUAAAGAACAAAAAGGUGAUGGGUAAGCUCAUGCCGCACAAUAUUCAGAAUCGAGACGUGAAGCAGGUGCUCGAAAGCUAUCCAAAUCCGACGGAGGCAGAUCGUGCACUCUUGCAUGAGCUGAACAACCCAAGACCGGUUGGGGCAAUGGGAAAGAAACCGCUCAUUGAAGAGAUCGACGCGGGGUCACUGAAAACGGCAAAGAAUGAAACAAAUAGCACGCGUUCUGCAGGACCAGCCAAUAGUAGCGAGGCUUAUGUACCUGAUCCAACGAAGUUAGCGAUAUCGCAAGCUGCAUCGAAGAAGCCUGAGAGCAAAUUGUUCCGUGAACCACCCUCUGGAAGGGCAAAACGAUUGAUCGGCGAGUUCCAUCUACCAGAAUGUGUUUCUUCGAGCGAAAUCACCUUGAACGUUGGCGAAGAUCGAAUAUUGCUGGAAGCGCGUAAGAAAGGCUAUCUGUUGGAUAUCUUCGUGGACUAUCGAAUCGAUGAGACGCAAGUUGAGGCCGAAUUCGAUACAUCAACCAAAAUCCUGCAAGUGACGAUGCCAGUAUUGGCGGCUUAAUGGAGAA
Messenger RNA from Anopheles nili, 1090 nucleotides. It is a transcript of the gene Pih1D1, whose product is annotated as PIH1 domain-containing protein 1. The record is from RefSeq and is a predicted model, not a curated record. Gene Ontology annotation, cellular component: R2TP complex; ribonucleoprotein complex; cytoplasm. Gene Ontology annotation, biological process: rRNA processing; box C/D snoRNP assembly. The transcript has 4 exons. Lineage: Eukaryota; Metazoa; Arthropoda; Insecta; Diptera; Culicidae. The coding region runs from base 1 to 1083 and encodes 360 amino acids.